AUGGACGUCGAGGUGAGGCCUCGGAAGAGAAGACGCUUCUUCGUCGAUGAUAAUGAAGAGGCUAUUGAGCAAGACUCAGCCUCGUCCUCGGUGAACGCCUCCAGCAGACCAACCUCCGCCACUCCUUCUCAUGGCCUCGACCAGCCGUCAAGUCAAACAGACGCUGCGGACCUACAGACCCCAAACGAACAUUCAAAGUCCGUCACUUUUGACGCAGACACCUUCCGUGCGUUUAUUGGCGAAAAUGUCAGUCAAGAUGUUGUGGACCAAGUGCAGACUGCGGCACACGGAGACCUGGAGCGAGCCAUCAACAUGUACUUCGACGGCUCUUGGAAGACUGGUCCCGAUGGCAGUAACUCCUCCAAAAGACCAAAGGGGGUUGCAGGUUGGCUCAGCGCGUCCAACACGGCACCGGAGACGUCGCCGAGUAGGAACGAGGUCAUACCCCGCGAAUCGACCUCACAAACGGCACUGCUGCGUUCAAUGCCAAAAGAACGAUACGUCGGCUCAUUUGGAGUUGCGGCAUGGAUGACCAAAAGCGGUACAAAUCUAUUAGGCCACGGCGAAGCUGUCCGAAUAGAUCGAACUAAGCUCGCUCCAAAAACUAAAGUUGGCAGAGGUGGCAAGUUAGUGCCCCUGGUUGGGCGAAAUCAAAAGGUGGAUGUGGUGACUAGGUUCACCAAUGCCAAAGGCGAGGAAUUGGGUCGCUUACCCGAAGAGACUGCUUCUUGGGUGUCGUCUUUGAUAGACCAGAAAGUAUGUUGGUUUGAAGGAACUUGUGUAUAUGCUCCCGACCGUGUCCGCAUCAAUGACACCGUCUAUCUCCAACUACGUGCCUAUCUACUCAAAUCCGCUUUCGAAGCAAGUGCUUUUGUGGCACCGAAGGAUGACAAUCGAGCGACAGGCUUUUUCGAAGAGAAAGAAAGUGGCGAGGAGAGGGAUCUUCGUUUGAGACAGGUAGGCCUGGUCAAACUUUUCGAAGAGGUCAACUUGAUUCCCACUACAACAAAUGAAACCACGGCUAGGCACAAAAAGCAAGGUUUGCUGAGAGCUGCAGAAAUGGCAGAGCAGUAUGAGAAGGACAAGACCUCAAAAGGCAAAACAUCAAACCCCAAUUCCGAAGACGAGGAAGAAGGCGAAGAAUUGGAGGAAGACCAACUGGAUGCCCUCUAUCAGAAAGCACAAUCAUUCGACUUCAACACGCCUGAGGCUGAGCCUGCCUCGACCUUUGCGCUUGAGCUGCGAAAGUACCAGAAACAAGCUCUGUACUGGAUGCUCAGAAAAGAACGAGAUGAGAAAUCAUCCAAACAACAAUCGAUGCAUCCUCUGUGGGAAGAGUACACUUGGCCAACGAAAGAUGCGGAUGACAAGCCAGUUGCACAAGUUGAGGGCCAGGAUAAAUUUUACGUCAACCUGUAUUCUGGCGAGAUCAGCCUUGAAUUUCCCGUACAAGAGCAAAACUGUCUCGGGGGUAUUUUAGCAGAUGAGAUGGGACUCGGAAAGACCAUCGAGAUCUAUAGUCUCAUUCAUUCCAACCGAUCAGAAGAAGACAUCCAAGCCAAUGACAAAGCUCUCACAUCAGUCAACCACCUACCACGUCUACCACAGUCGUCAAGUGUGGUGGAACCGGCACCCUGCACUACACUGGUGGUGGCACCAAUGUCGUUGCUUGCUCAAUGGGAGAGUGAGGCAGUUAAGUGUUCAAGGCCAGGCACCCUGAAGACCAUGUUAUACUACGGCAGCGAGAAAUCGGUCAAUCUCCAAACUCUUUGUUCUGCUGCUAAUGCAAACUCAGCACCAAAUGUUAUCAUUACCAGUUAUGGUACAGUCUUGUCCGAGUUUGGUCAGAUCACGACCUCUGGAGGUGACCGCGGGUCUCAUGGAGGCUUGUUCUCUGUCGCUUUCCAUCGAGUGAUUCUAGAUGAAGCUCAUACUAUCAAAAAUAGGCAAGCAAAGACUUCCAAGGCCUGCUACGAGCUGAAGGCGAAGCACCGAUGGGUCUUGACUGGAACUCCUAUUGUCAACCGCCUAGAAGAUUUGUUCAGUUUGGUGAGGUUCCUCAAGGUCGAGCCAUGGAGCAAUUUCUCCUUCUGGAAGACCUUCAUCACUGUGCCCUUCGAGUCGAAGGAUAUUGCGAGGGCGCUCAACGUUGUCCAAACAGUUCUAGAGCCCCUAGUGCUCCGUCGGACUAAGGAUAUGAAGACGCCAGAAGGAGAAGCACUAGUACCUCUGCCUCCGAAAACGAUCACGGUGGAAGAGGUGGAGCUGUCUAAGACCGAGCGAGAAGUCUACGACCUGAUUUUCACUCGGGCAAAACGUGCCUUCAACGAAUCACUACACGCAGGCACCUUGCUCAAGUCGUAUACCACCAUCUUCGCCCAAAUCCUGCGUCUUCGCCAGUCGUGUUGCCAUCCCGUAUUGACGAGGAACAAGGAUAUCGUUGCAGACGAAGAGGAUGCAGCUGUAGCUGCUGCGGCGGAUGUCAAUGGCUUCGCUGAUGAUAUGGACCUCCAGGAUCUCAUCGAUCGCUUCACCAACGACACGGAUUCGGCAGAGAAGGAAAACAAGGACCCGAUCACAACGUUCACGACAAACGCUCUCAAGCAGAUCCAGGAUGAGUCCAGUGGCGAAUGCCCCUUGUGCUACGAAGAACCAAUGAUCAACCCAGCAGUCACAACUUGUUGGCAUAGUGCUUGUAAAGAUUGCCUCGAGAAAUAUAUCACCCAUCAGACCGAAAGAGGAGAGUCUCCUCGUUGCUUUUCCUGCCGCGAAAACAUCAACCCGCGUGACGUAUUUGAAGUGGUCAAAUACGACAACAGCCAGUCCGAAUCAAAGGAUUUCGAAGGCGAUCUGUACUCAGCGGACGAUGCUGCUGCUUCCAAGCCAUCAAGGAUCUCUUUACGGAGGCUGCAUCCUUACUCACCGACGGCCUCGACGUCGGCAAAGAUUGCGGCCUUGUUAAGCCACUUGUCCAAACAGCCAAAAGGGACAAAGUCAGUGGUCUUUUCGCAGUUCACCUCAUUUCUUGAUCUCAUUGCUCCACAACUUUCCAAGCAUGGAUUUGAACAUCUCCGGUUCGAUGGGACAAUGUCUCAGAAGAUCCGUGCCCAGGUGAUCCGAUCGUUCAACGCCGAGAACGCAUCGGACCCGAAAGCUCCUCGAGUUCUUCUCUUGUCGCUGCGUGCAGGUGGUGUAGGCUUGAACUUGACUGCCGCAAGUCGCUGUUACAUGAUGGAUCCCUGGUGGAGUUUCGCGGUCGAGGCACAAGCUAUAGACCGCGUGCACAGAAUGGGCCAGACGCAGAAAGUGGAAGUUGUAAGAUUCGUCACCAGAGAAAGUAUUGAAGGCAGGAUGUUGCGUGUUCAAGAGAGGAAAAUGGCCGUUGCGGGCUCACUAGGCGUCGGGCAAUCCGGUGCAGGCCAAAGCGAAGAAGAACGGAAGAAGAGACGUAUUGAGGAGCUUGAGAUGCUCUUGGGCUGA
Exophiala spinifera is the source of this 3480-nucleotide messenger RNA. RefSeq lists its product as uncharacterized. The transcript has a single exon. Bases 1 to 3480 code for a protein of 1159 amino acids. The record is from RefSeq and is a predicted model, not a curated record. Gene Ontology annotation, molecular function: ATP binding; zinc ion binding; hydrolase activity, acting on acid anhydrides, in phosphorus-containing anhydrides. NCBI's taxonomy places the organism in Eukaryota, Fungi, Ascomycota, Eurotiomycetes, Chaetothyriales, Herpotrichiellaceae.